AUGGUUUCUCCAGAAUCAAAACGCAAUGAAUCAUCAGUCGACCUGGAAAAGGCUGACUCGUCCAUUGGUGAUUCGGACCUGAUACGGCGUAUUUCUACCGAACAUCUAGAUGACACCGCACACGCCACUGACCUUGCAGAGAAGCCCCAGUUCCAUCGUGACGAUGACCCUGAAUUGCAGGAUGUUGAGGUUCUCGGCGAAGCGGCAGGGCUGGGGAGCGGGAUUGCUAGCAGGGUGUCGACACGGAACAGUCAAGCGACACUCGCGCCGCCGGACGGAGGACUGAUGGCUUGGUCUAUGUGUCUCUGCGCACAUGUCGUCAUCGCCAACACCUGGGGAGUCAUCAACUCCUUCGGCAUAUUUCAAGCCUACUACACAGACUUUCUCGGCAUCUCUCCGUCGGCAAUAUCGUGGAUCGGCGCCGUGCAGAACUUCCUCGGCUACGCUCUGGCCAUGUUCAGCGGCCGCAUGAGCGACGCUGGGUACUUCCGCCUGACCCUCCUGAUCGGAUCAGUGCUCCUGGUCUUGGGCGGGAUCACCAUGUCCUUCUCCCACACUUACUGGCAGUUGAUGGUGACGCAGGGCGUGCUCAUGGGAUUGGGCGCUGGCUUCCUCUGCUGCCCCAUCAUGUCGGUCACGUCGACAUAUUUCUCCUCCAAGAGAACCAUCGCCGUCGCACUUGUGACCUGUGGAAACGUGACUGGCGGCCUUAUAUAUCCGGUCAUGGCGCGGCAACUUCUCCCCAGCGUCGGCUUCGGCUGGUCCAUCCGGGCUAUCACCUUUAUGCAGGCGGCGAGCCUGUGCAUUGUGCUCCUCGUCGCCCGAGCAAGAGUCAAACCCGACACCACCGCACCCAUGGUCGACUUCUCAGCCUUGAAGGAGUCAGAGUUUAGCUUCUACACCUUUGGCAUGUUCUUUGCUUUCUCGGGGCUCUACGUCAGCCUUUACUACUUCUCGCAGUACAGCCGCACCGCCGUACACCCGAACCUCUCGUACCAAGACUCGCUCAACCUCAUCCUGAUCUUCAACGGGCUCAGCCUCGUCGGCCGCCUGAUCCCAAGCUACCUGGCCGACCGCGUCGGCGCCGUCAACAUCAUGGCGCCCACCGUCUUCGCGAUAUGCGCCCUCACGUUCGGCUGGAUCGGCGUGCGGACGACCGCGGGCAUCUACUCGUGGAUCGUGGUCGACGCCAUGGUCUGCGGGUCGCAGAUGGGCCUCUUCCCGGGCGGGAUCGCGUCGCUGACCACCGACCUGCGCAAGAUUGGCGUCCGGAUGGGCACGGCCUUUGCCGUCUGCGCAUUCUCGGUGCUCGUGGGCCCGCCGGUCGCCGGGGCCAUCCUCUCGAGCAUGGCGGGGCGGUAUGUCGGCGUGCAGGCGUACAGCGGUGCGUUGCUGUUUGUAGGCGGCUGCUUCGUGUCGGGGGCCAAGAUUGCGAGGACCGAGUCAAGCGAGGAUCAGAACAGUUGA
Molecule: messenger RNA, 1467 nt
Organism: Thyridium curvatum
Lineage: Eukaryota; Fungi; Ascomycota; Sordariomycetes; Thyridiales; Thyridiaceae
Exons: 4
Coding region: 1-1467 (488 amino acids)
Biological process (GO): transmembrane transport
Cellular component (GO): fungal-type vacuole membrane
Molecular function (GO): transmembrane transporter activity
Source: RefSeq, a predicted model, not a curated record